AUGGUUUUACAAAAUAGCGGCCGGUAUAAAGCCGACAGAGGCGGAGGAGACCAAGACGCCAAACAAGAUGAGGGGUCUUCCUUAUCGGCUGUCAAACGGCUCGAGCGCAGCCAGUUCACCGAUGAGAUGGACGCGCGCUUUGGGUUCGAGAGGAUGAAGGAGCCAGGAGAGAAAACCGGCUGGUUGAUUAACAUGCACCCGACAGAAAUUCUUGAUGAUGACAAAAGGAUGAUCAGUGCGGUGGAUUACUAUUUUAUUCAGGAGGAUGGAAGUAGAUUCAAGGUUGCCCUCCCCUAUAAGCCUUACUUCUACAUUGCCACGAAAAAGAACUGCGAGAGAGAGGUCAUCUCCUUCCUGUCAAAGAAGUUCCAAGGCAAAGUGGCUAAGCUGGAGAUAGUCCCCAAGGAAGACCUGGACCUGCCUAAUCACCUGGUGGGACUGAAAAGGAGCUACAUCAAGCUGUUGUUCAACACUGUGGAUGACCUUGUCAAGGUCAAACGCGAGAUUGCUCCAGCGGUGCGGAAGAACAGAGAGAAAGAGAACUCUAACGACACGUACACAAACAUGCUGUCCAGCGCGCUGGUUAGUGGAAGCGUAACGGCUGCUGACGAGGAUGGGACAUCCAAGAAAAUCGCUGACCAGAUGGACAACAUCGUGGACAUGAGGGAAUAUGACGUUCCUUACCACGUCCGUCUGUCGAUCGAUCUCAAGAUACACGUGGCUCACUGGUAUAAUGUCCGUUAUCGUGGAAGUGCUUAUCCUCCUGAGAUUGUCCAGAGGGAUGAUCUGGUGGAGCGACCGGAUCCAGUGGUUUUGGCUUUUGAUAUUGAGACCACCAAACUUCCUCUGAAGUUUCCAGACGCUGAAACGGACCAGAUAAUGAUGAUCUCCUAUAUGAUUGAUGGACAGGGUUACCUGAUCACAAACAGGGAGAUCGUCUCCGAGGACAUCGAGGAUUUUGAGUUCACCCCCAAACCAGAGUACGAGGGCCCGUUUACCGUCUUUAAUGAACCAGAUGAGGCCUCCCUCAUUCAGAGAUGGUUUGAACACGUUCAUGAAACCCAGCCCAACAUUUUCGUCACCUACAACGGAGACUUUUUCGACUGGCCGUUUGUGGAGGCGCGUGCAGCGCAGCAUGGGCUGAAUAUGCACAGUGAGAUUGGCUUCCAGAAGGACAGUCAGGGUGAAUAUAAAGCCAGCCAAGCCAUUCACAUGGACUGUCUCAGGUGGGUAAAGAGAGACAGUUACCUUCCUGUGGGUAGUCAUAACCUGAAAGCAGCAGCCAAAGCCAAACUGGGUUACGACCCAGUGGAACUGGAUCCAGAAGAGAUGUGUCGCAUGGCCACAGAGGAACCACAGACUCUGGCUACCUACUCAGUGUCUGAUGCCGUGGCCACGUAUUAUCUCUAUAUGAAAUAUGUACAUCCCUUCAUCUUUGCCCUCUGCACUAUCAUUCCUAUGGAACCUGACGAGGUGUUGCGUAAGGGCUCAGGCACCCUGUGUGAGGCGUUGCUGAUGGUCCAGGCCUUCCACGCCAACAUCAUCUUCCCCAACAAACAGGAGCAGGUCUUCAACAAACUCACUGACGACGGCCACGUCCUGGACUCCGAGACUUACGUCGGCGGCCACGUGGAGGCUCUAGAGUCCGGGGUCUUCCGUAGUGACAUCCCCUGCCGCUUCAAAAUGAAUCCUGCCGCGUUUGACUUCCUCCUGCAGAGGGUGGAGCGGACUCUUCGUCACGCCAUAGAGGAAGAGGAGAAGAUCCCUCUGGAGCAGGUCACCAACUUCAACGAGGUUUGUGAGGAGAUAAAGAAGAAACUGGUGUCUCUGAAGGAAGUGCCCAACAGGAUAGAGUGUCCACUCAUUUACCAUCUUGAUGUGGGGGCCAUGUACCCCAACAUCAUCCUCACCAAUCGCCUGCAGCCCUCGGCCAUGGUGGAUGAGGCCACAUGUGCUGCCUGUGAUUUUAAUAAACCCGGAGCAAACUGUCAGAGGAGGAUGGCCUGGCAGUGGAGAGGAGAGAUCAUGCCAGCGAGUCGCAGCGAGUUCCACCGUAUCCAGCAGCAGCUGGAGUCUGAGAAGUUUCCUCCUCUCUUCCCCAAUGGACCUCCCCGUGCCUUCCACGAGCUCACGCGUGAGGAGCAGGCUCGCUACGAGAAGAAACGCCUGGGAGACUACUGUAGGAAAGCGUAUAAGAAGGUCCAUCUGACCAGGCUAGAGGAGAGGGUCACGACCAUCUGUCAGAGGGAGAACUCUUUCUACGUGGACACGGUCCGAGCCUUCAGAGACCGGCGGUACGAGUUCAAAGGCCUGCACAAGGUGUGGAAGAAGAAGCUGUCGGGGGCUCAGGAGAGCGGGGAUGCCGCGGAGGUCAAGCGCUGUAAGAACAUGGAGAUCCUGUACGACUCUCUGCAGCUGGCCCACAAGUGCAUCCUCAACUCCUUUUACGGUUACGUCAUGCGCAAAGGAGCUCGGUGGUACUCCAUGGAGAUGGCUGGGAUUGUGUGCUUCACUGGAGCUAAUAUCAUCACCCAGGCCAGAGAACUCAUUGAACAGAUAGGACGUCCUUUAGAGUUGGACACAGACGGUAUCUGGUGCGUCCUGCCCAACACUUUCCCCGAGAAUUUCGUCAUCAAGUCGACCAAUGAGAAGAAACCCAAAGUCACAAUCUCCUACCCUGGAGCUAUGCUCAACAUCAUGGUCAAGGAGGGCUUCACCAAUCACCAGUACCAGGAGCUGGUGGACCCUGCCUCUCUGACCUACGAGACGCGUGCGGAGAACAGCAUCUUUUUCGAGGUGGACGGGCCCUACCUCGCCAUGAUCCUCCCUGCCUCCAAAGAGGAAGGCAAGAAACUGAAGAAGAGGUAUGCUGUGUUUAAUGAGGAUGGCUCUCUGGCCGAGCUGAAGGGCUUUGAGGUGAAGCGGAGAGGAGAGCUCCAGCUCAUUAAGAUCUUCCAGUCCUCGGUGUUUGAGGCUUUUCUGAAGGGAACCACUCUGGAGGAGGUCUACGCCUCCGUAGCCAAGGUGGCUGACUAUUGGCUGGACGUGCUCUACAGCAAGGCUGCCAAUAUGCCGGAUGCCGAGCUGUUUGAGCUGAUCUCGGAGAACCGCUCCAUGUCUCGGAAGCUGGAGGAUUACGGCGAGCAGAAGUCCACCUCCAUCAGCACGGCCAAGAGGCUGGCGGAGUUCCUGGGUGAUCAGAUGGUGAAGGAUGCUGGGCUCAGCUGCCGAUACGUCAUCUCUCGAAAACCAGAGGGGUCCCCAGUCACUGAGAGGGCCAUUCCUCUGGCGAUCUUCCAGGCGGAGCCAAGUGUGAAGAAACACUUCCUGCGCAAGUGGCUGAAGAUGCCGAGUCUUCACGACCUGGACAUCAGAUCUAUCUUAGACUGGGGAUAUUACAUAGAGAGACUGGGCAGUGCUAUUCAAAAGAUCAUCACCAUUCCUGCAGCUCUCCAACAGGUGAAGAACCCUGUGCCCAGAGUGCGGCACCCGGACUGGCUCCACAAGAAACUUCUGGAAAAGAAUGACAUCUACAAGCAGAAGAAGAUUAGUGAGCUUUUCACCAGUGAGGGCAAGAGACAGAUUGCCCAUCAGGCAGUAGUGCCGGGACAGGCGGCAGACAUGGAGGAUUUUGGGAUGCCCCGGCGCCCUCUGCAGCCUGCCAUUCCCAUCAGCACCAAGAGGAAGCGCGCCUCUCAGGGUGAGGACAGCCAGGUCGAGUCUCAAGAGCUGGCACUUACCCAGUCCUGGAGAGAGGUCCUGGGCCCACCGCCCCCUAUGGGUACAACACAGGAGGAGCGUCUCGUGUGGCUGCGCUACCAUAAGAAAAAGUGGGAGCUGCAGAUCAGACAGAGGAAAGAGCGGAAGAAGAGACGGCGGAUGAUUGACGGCGAGCCUCAGCCGUCCGGAGGAGGGGUGAUCAGACACGGACCAGUCACGGGCCUGGGCAACUUCCUCCGGAGGACGGCCCGUAGCAUUCUGGACAUGCCCUGGCAGAUUGUCCAGAUUGCAGAGACCAAUCACCCGGGCCUGUAUAAGCUAUGGGCAGUGAUUGGCAGCGACCUGCACUGUAUGAAGCUCAACAUCCCUCGUGUGUUCUAUGUCAAUCAAAGAGUUCCCAAGCAGGAGGAGGGAGCCACGUAUAAGAAGGUUAACCGGAUGCUUCCGCGCUCUAACGUGGUGUAUUACCUUUACCAGUACACGGUGCCUGAGGAUAUGUACCAGGAACAUAUCAAUGAGAUUAAUGCUGACCUCUCUGCCCCCGAUAUAGAGGGUGUAUAUGAGACCCAGGUGCCCUUGCUGUUCCGUGCUCUGGUGCAGUUGGGCUGUGUGUGUAUGGUGAACAAACAUGUGGUGAGAGACCUGGCGGACCGGGAGGCCGAUACCUUUGACCUGGAACACCUGGAGAUGAGAUCUCUGGCCCAGUUCAGCUACCUCGAACCCGGCAGCGUCAGACACAUCUACCUGUACCACCACGCUCAGGGUCACAAAGCCCUGUUUGGACUGUUUAUUCCCUCCCAACGCAAGGCCAGCGUCUUCGUCCUGGAUACGGUGCGGAGUAACCAGAUGCCCAACCUGGGCACGCUGUACGGGGCAGAGCGCACAGCCUUACUGGAGAAGACCAGUGAGGAGCUCCUGCCUCCGGAGAAACACACGUUCGAAGUGCGAGCGGAGAAUGACAUCAAAGCCAUCUACAGGGCACUGCAGAGAAUCCUAGUCAACUACAAGGAGGAGCGCCGUGGUCCCACUCUGAUCGCCGUGCAGUCUAACUGGGACCAGCGCAGACUGGUUUCGGGCAUGCCCGUACUAGAGGAGUUCCCCGUGGUGCCCGUCCACGUGGUGGAUGAGAUCAGCUACAGCGUCCUAGACUGGCAGCGCCACGGAGCCCGACGCAUGAUCCGACAUUACCUCAACCUGGACAGCUGUCUCUCCCAGGCCUUCGACAUGGCCAGGUAUUACCACCUGCCCAUCGGGAACCUGCCCCAGGACAUGUCUGUUUUCGGCUCUGACCUCUUCUUCGCCCGACACCUGCGGAAACACAACCACCUGCUCUGGCUGUCGCCCACCGCCCGGCCCGACCUCGGGGGGAAAGAGGCAGACGACAGCAGGCUGGUUAUGGAAAACGACGAGAGAGGAUCUAUGGAGAUUAAUGCAGCGGGCUGCUACUCCACAGUGAGUGUGGAACUGGACAUCCAGAGUCUUGCAGUAAACACGAUCCUGCAGUCUCAGCAUGUUAAUGACAUGGAGGGCGGAGCCAGCGUGGGCGUGAGCUUUGAUGUCAUCCAGCACGCCUCUCUGGAGGAAAUGAUGUCAGGGAACCAGGGUGCCAGCGCUGUGGCCAGUUAUGACGAGACGGCCCUCUGCUCCAACACCUUCAGGAUCCUGAAGAGCAUGGUUGUAGGUUGGGUGAGGGAGAUCACACAGUACCACAACGUUUACGCCGAUAACCAGGUGAUGCACUUCUACCGCUGGCUCCGAUCUCCCAGCUCCCUGCUCUACGACCCCGCCCUGCAUCGAACCCUGCUCAACAUGAUGAAGAAGAUCUUCUUACAGCUUGUUGCUGAAUUUAAACGUCUCGGUUCGUCUGUGAUCUACGGAAACUUUAACCGCAUCAUCCUCUGCACCAAGAAGCGACGCAUCGAUGACGCCAUCGCCUACGUAGAGUACAUCACCAACAGCAUUCAUUCCCGAGAGAUCUUCCACUCUCUGUCCAUCACGUUUUCCCGCUGCUGGGAAUUCCUGCUUUGGAUGGAUCCCGCCAACUACGGUGGAGUGAAGGGAAAGCUGCCCUCCAGUGUCCUGUACGGCGAGAAUGGAACUGGGCAGAAGAAGGGAGAGGGAGAGGAGGACAGUGAGGAUGAGGAGGAAGAGGAUGCUGCCAGGCGGGAGGAAGAUGACGACGGCGAUGAUGAUGAUGGCGGUGAAGAUGAGGUGGAGGACCUGAUUGAGAGCAACUGGAACAUAAUGCAGUAUCUGCCUCAGACGGCGUCCUGUCAGAAAUAUUUCCUCAUGAUCAUCUCAGCCUACAUAGCAGCUGUCUAUCACAGCAUGAGGGAGGAGCUUCGACGCAAUGCCCCGGGUGCCACUCCUAUUAAGAGGCGGGGCGGAAGUCAAGUAUCCCAGCAAGCGACAGGGGAUAUCAGCGCCCUUCCUGGCAUGAUCACCUUCUCCAAGGAGUAUGUGUCCAGUGAACUGACCCAGAACCUGUUCACCAUCACGCAGAAGAUCCAGAAGAAGGUGUCGGGAACCAGGAAUGUUGCCCUGCCGUCCGAAAUGUUCCCCGUUUUGCCCGGUUCCCACCUUCCCCUCAACAACCCCGCCCUGGAGUUCAUCAAAUACGUCUGCCAGGUCCUUUCCUUGGACACGAACAUCGUUAACCAGGUGAACAAGCUGAAGAGAGACCUCCUCAGGCUGGUAGAAGUGGGCGAGUUUUCGGAGGAGGCCCAGUUCCGUGACCCCUGUAACUCCUAUGUCCUGCCAGAGGUCAUCUGCCAUCAGUGUAACUUCUGCCGCGACCUUGACCUUUGCAAGGACCCCUCUAUGGCUCAGGACGGCUCGGUUUUGCCCCAGUGGUACUGUUCCAACUGCCAGGCCCAGUACGAGACUGAGUCCAUUGAGAUGGCGCUGGUGGAGGCCCUACAGAAGAAACUGAUGAGCUACACUCUACAGGACCUGGAGUGCGGUAAAUGCAGAGGCGUGAAGGAGGCGAACAUGCCCGUGUACUGCAGCUGUGCAGGAGAUUUCAGCCUCACCUUCUCCUCCAAGACCUUCUCGGAGCAGAUCAGAGUUUUCCGGAACAUUGCCGCCCACUACAACAUGAACUUUUUAUUGGAGACCAUUGAUUGGUUGCUUCACAUGAGCCCACAGCUCUCCUAG
Messenger RNA from Chanos chanos (milkfish), 6876 nucleotides. RefSeq names its product polymerase (DNA directed), epsilon (gene pole). Gene Ontology annotation, molecular function: DNA binding; single-stranded DNA 3'-5' DNA exonuclease activity; zinc ion binding. The record is from RefSeq and is a predicted model, not a curated record. NCBI's taxonomy places the organism in Eukaryota, Metazoa, Chordata, Actinopteri, Gonorynchiformes, Chanidae. Gene Ontology annotation, cellular component: epsilon DNA polymerase complex; nucleus. Gene Ontology annotation, biological process: mitotic cell cycle; nucleotide-excision repair, DNA gap filling; DNA replication proofreading. The transcript has 49 exons. Bases 1 to 6876 code for a protein of 2291 amino acids.